This is a messenger RNA of Athalia rosae (coleseed sawfly), 14171 nucleotides long. RefSeq names its product E3 ubiquitin-protein ligase HUWE1 (gene HUWE1). Gene Ontology annotation, cellular component: nucleus. Gene Ontology annotation, biological process: proteasome-mediated ubiquitin-dependent protein catabolic process; positive regulation of protein catabolic process; protein polyubiquitination. The coding region runs from base 473 to 13204 and encodes 4243 amino acids. Gene Ontology annotation, molecular function: protein binding; ubiquitin-protein transferase activity; zinc ion binding. The transcript has 55 exons. The record is from RefSeq and is a predicted model, not a curated record. NCBI's taxonomy places the organism in Eukaryota, Metazoa, Arthropoda, Insecta, Hymenoptera, Athaliidae.
GUAGUUUAUUGUGAGUUUUUGAGAGGCGCAUCUGUCGUUUCCCGUAGUGGUGGACGUUCUUAAUACCGUUAAUACCUAGUUGUUCAUUGUAUACCAGGGUUUACAUUUGUAUCUCCAGGUGAUAUACAAUAAUUUUAUAACCGCCGUGAAUAAAAAAGCGAAAGCACAAAAAACUUUGAACAAACGAAUAAUAAUAACCUGCACCCGCGUUCGAUCACAAGCGAGGGUAAAAUCCUCCGUUUAUGUCCGAGGCCACCCUAGUUUUCUUGGGGAUAAUCAACAGUUUUUCCGAAACUAAAUAGUUACGAGAUACGUUUCAAUUCACGCGACAGUGAAGAUUGUGUUUCUGUGUGUUGCAGUUGGUCAUAACCAAAAUGGCGGGGACUGGCGCUAGUGGAGCAACGAGGAUUGGCGCUGAGCGCUGAGAACCGAGGAAUAAUUGAAAACAUCAGAGCAGAGAUAAUCUGCCAAAAUGAAGAUAGAUCGGUGUAGACUGAAAAAAUGCACUUCCGAAGUGCCUACGGAGUGCCAGGCAUUGAUCAGCAAGCUCCGAUCAUGCUCGCACGCAGAGUUACUGGAAGAACUAAAACAAAUAGAUGCGUGGACCUUUGGAAAAUGUGAACUUUUUCAUUGGAUCGAUGUACUAGAUCUUAGCGAUAGUAUUUUAGAAGAAGCUGCGGCUAAAUCUAUCGACAACCAAUGGGAACUCGCUUGCGAUCUUCCACAGAACAGAGAGGCAAAAGAACUGCUUCUCUGGGUACUGCACUUCACAACGCUUUUGAUCGAGCAUUCUUUUUCACGUCAUUUAUACAAUAGUAUGGAACACCUAGUGACGUUAUUGUCUAGUUGCGACAUGCACGUCGUUCUCGGUGUCCUAAAUCUUCUCUACAUGUUUAGUAAACGUAGUAAUUUUAUUACACGACUGAACAGCGACAAACGACAAGCUUUGCUCAGUCGUCUGAAUCAUUUAGCCGAGAGCUGGGGUGGAAAAGAGAAUGGUUUCGGUCUUGCUGACUGUUGUAAAGAACAUCCUGAGAAGCCAUUUCCUGCAAGUGCAACUACUUUGCACUUUGAGUUUUAUGCGGAGAAUCCUAUCGUCUCUACAACUACGACAACAACUACAACUGCAACGGAUUCGCCUGUUCCCAGCAAUGCUGCAACUAGUGGAGGUUCUGGUACAAAAAAAAGUGGUCAGACAAAUCUUGUGACUUACAUUCACAUCGAAGGUGUUGAUAAGCUACGUAAAACUCCAGCACAAAUAAUGAAUGAUUUGUUAAAAAGUUACAACGUCCCUCAAGAAAGACAGAUGGCACUGUUGACUCACAUUAGGCUCGCCCAUAGCUUCUCAGAUUAUCGUAGACGUUUGCAUUGUGUUCAAGCGAGAUUACAAGCGCUCUCUGUACUUGUUUAUAGCAACGCUCUUCAGGAAAAUGCUCACAGUUUAUUACAUACCGGUUUGCUGGAAGAACUAGUGGAACUUCUCGAGCUUCCUCAUGCUCAUCUUGUUGAAAUUCGUGCUGCCGCACUAAGGACGUUAACUAGUAUUAUACAUCUAGAUCGUAAUCCACAUUUUCCAAAGAAACCAGGUUCUCGGUUAAACAUGAUAAUAGACGUCACUGGCGCAAGUUCGUACCACGGGUUCCUACCCGUACUUGUACGCACUUGUAUUUCAACCCUUACUUCUCCACAACCAGAUGGACAACCGUUCCCGCUUCCCCUUGCUACCGCUUUGUUUAGUUUUCUCUAUCAUCUCGCGAGUUACGAAGCAGGAGGAGAAGCUUUGGUCAGCUGCGGGAUGAUGGAAAGUCUUUUAAAAGUAAUCAACUGGCCCGGAAGCGAACUUGAACAUAUCACGUUCGUUACACGAGCGGUGCGAGUGAUAGAUUUGAUAACAAAUAUCGAUAUGCAAGGAUUUCAGGCGCACGGAGGCCUGAUUAGUUUUAUAAACAGAUUAGAUAUGGAAGUGAAUGUAUGCAGAAAAGAACAGCCUUUCGAAAUUGAACCCCAACAACAAACCAAUCAAGAAGGGCAACCCCAACAGCAACAACAACACCAAAUGACAGAAAGGACCGUGCAGGUGGACGAAGAUUCAAGUCCUUCCCAAUCAAACGAGACAUUUGAUGAACGCGAAGAGUCUUCAAAUCCAAUGGAAUUUUCAGAGGAUGAAAAUACCAGUUCCAAACUUGAAGAUAAGCGAGAACCGCUGCCCGAUUAUUCUGGAGCAAAAACAGGGAAGACUUGUCUUCCCCAGAGAGCUGCGCUACUCAAGUCCAUGCUGAACUUUCUCAAGAAGGCUAUACAAGAUCCCGCUUUUACAGACAGCAUUCGACAUGUUAUGGAAGGAACUUUACCUGCUUCUUUGAAACAUAUUAUAAGUAAUUCCGAGUAUUAUGGACCCUCGCUAUUUUUACUCGCAACGGACGUAGUUACCGUCUAUGUUUUUCAAGAACCAUCGCUGCUAUCUUCCCUACAAGAUAAUGGCCUCACCGAUGUUGUUUUGCAUGCUCUUUUAAUCAAAGAUGUACCUGCAACACGAGAAGUCUUGGGCUCUUUGCCCAACGUUUUCAGUGCUCUUUGUUUGAACCAGCGAGGACUUGAGUCUUUCGUAAAGUGCCGUCCCUUCGAGCGAUUAUUCAAAGUCUUACUUUCUCCUGUGUACUUGUCGGCAAUGAGACGAAGACGCAGCGCUGACCCCCUCGGAGACACAGCUUCUAACCUUGGCAAUGCCAUGGAUGAGCUGAUGAGGCAUCAACCAAGCCUCAAAGUUGACGCCACUGCCGCCAUAAUCAAGCUACUGGAAGAACUCUGUGUAUUGGGUUGUGACACUCGUUACGUAUGCUGGCGGGCUGCGAGCAAAUCAGAAAAUUCUCCGUCCAGUUCAAGUUCGAAUAACCGCCAAUCUUCCAGACAAUCCGUUCGAGUUGGGAUCGGCAAUGGAGGCAGAGGUGGCGGCGGUGGUGGUGGAAGUAGUAGCGACGAAGAAGAUGAGGACGAGGAAGAAGCGAGCACAAGUUCUCAUCCACAACGGGAAGAACAGCCUUCUCCGUCGCCAGCCCAACCUGGACCCCCUCCUCAACCAAGGGAGAAGACACCUAUAGCUUUAGUGGAUUAUAUUCACAAUGUCAUGAAAUUCGUCGAUGCUAUUCUCAGUAACAACUCAACUGACGAUCACUGCAGAGAAUUUGUUGCUCAGAAAGGACUCGUUCCUCUUCUCUCUAUUCUCGGAUUACCCAACCUUCCCGUAGACUAUCCAGUCGCCCAAGCUGCCCAGGCCGUUGCCUCUGUCUGCAAAAGUAUUUUGAACUUGGCCCACGAGCCUUUGGUACUGAAAACAGGUUUGUCGCAACUUAACGAAGUCCUGAAUCUCCUUAAACCACUCCAUUGUCACAUGGUAUCGCCGGGAGGUUCCGUUCUGCUGCACGAACUUGCUUCGGCUUCUAAUUUAGAGACGGCAUUUGCCAGUGAUCAAGCUACUCCGUUACUUCAUGCGAUGAAUGCUGCCCACGGUUACGUUGUCAUGUUCGUUCACGUCUGUCGGACCGGGCAGAGCGAAAUACGUAACCUUUCCAUUAAUCACUGGGGAUCUGAUCUUGGCUUAACCGUACUGAAAGGACUAUCGCAGUUAUACACUUCACUUGUUUGGGAAAGCACACUACUGCUUGCGUUAUGCAGCGACGACAUUAUUCCUGCAGGCUGCGACUUUGGAAAAGAAGAUAUGGACAAACUUGUACCACCGGAGCUCAGGGCCGAAGGUGAACCAUCGUCAUCGUGGGCCGCUACUACGUCAUCCGAUAUGGGUAGCAAUGGAAUGACAACCGCUAUGGAAGCAUUAAGUACCGAUCCACCGCCAGUAUCGAUGGAGGUAAUCAAAAUUCGGGAUUUAAUUGCCCCGAGGGUGGAUGAUAAACCUGGCAGCGUGACUGGAAGAACCUCACCCAGUACACAUCAACUGAAAUAUAUCAAACCUCUCCUCGGAGCGUCUUCCAGACUCGGGAGAGCUCUAGCCGAAUUAUUUGGCCUUCUUGUAAAGCUGUGCGUCGGUUCACCUAUAAGACAACGGAGGGGACAGCAACUACCCAUGACUGCACCGCUACCAUCGCAGGCAGCUCGAAGCGUUGCCAAGGCGCUAAACGGUCUACUUACCCGAGGACUAUCCUGGGAUAAACUGCCGCCUUCUCCGAUUCCCAAAUUUCGACUUACUUUUCUUAUUUGCUCGGUAGGAUUCACUUCCCCGAUGCUUUUCGAUGAGAAAAGACAUCCCUAUCAUUUGAUGCUACAGACUUUCGUUCACUCUGGAGGUCAAAAAGCAUUUUUUGAGACAUUCCAUUGGGCAUUAUCCGGUGGUGGACAGUUUCCCUUAUCAGAGGGACUAGAGCAUCCAGAUCUACCAGACGGAACCGGUGAAUUUUUAGAUGCCUGGUUAAUGUUAUUAGAAAAGAUGGUCAAUCCAAAAGCCAUACUCGAUUCACCACAUGCUGUUUCCUCAAAGGCGAUUGGUGUUUAUAAAGUCUACGAAACGUUCGAUCCAAUAAAAUAUCUCACCGACAUUCACAAGAAAGCGUUUGAAGCCGUUAUGCUCAUGUGGGGUAAAAAACCUCUGAAAAAUUAUGGCGCACGAAUGACAGAAUCAAUUCUUUCCAUCCUUCGUCACAUUCUUCGUGGAGAAAAAAUCAUCAAGGAUCGUGCGGAGAAAGGAGAAAGUACAGAGAGCACUGCAGCUGCGGCUGGUGCGACUGGACCAAGCAGUUCGUUAAACAGCGUAGCCCCAUCUGCAACUGAGCGCAGAGAUGAGCCGGAAGCAGACGUUAAUCCUCAACAUUUACGUCAACUAAUGGACAUGGGUUUCAGCAGAGCACAUUGCAUCGAAGCCCUCCUGCACACCCUCAAUGUUGAACAAGCGACGGAUUAUCUUUUAACUAAUCCCGCUACUCUGCGCAGACCUGAUGCCUCUGCUGGAGACACCAGUGGACAAGGUUUGAUAAUGGAUUUAGAAUUGGUCGACGACGAUCAGAUAAUGCAUGCUAUAGCAAUGUCUCUCGGAGACGCAGAUCCACGAAAGUUUGUCGGCCCAGAGGAGCCUUCCAAAGAAUCUUCACCGAAGAAGAGUAUAGAUGAUUUUACACAUAGUUCUUUAGAACAGUGUUUGAAUCUUCUGGAUCUCAUGCCGGAUACCGUCUAUAGAAUUUGUGAUCUACUCGUUACUAUUACCAAAAGAAAUGGAGACGAAUGGCGUGACAGCACUCUUCGUCAGUUGAUAAGAGAGAUUGGAAACCUAGUCGACUUUUUAAUCGAUAUAGCAGAAAAUGGAGGCGAAAACAAUGGAACUAAGUUAAUAGAAUGUGAAGAAGCUGGAAAAGUUGCUGGACGAAUAUAUCUUUACACGUUAUUCUUUGAGGGGCCGUUCCAAGAGAUGCGCGUACCUUGCGCCCAGAUAGUUGAGGAAUGUGGAAUCCCAGAAAAACUUGUGCGGUUAUUAGUUGCGAGUGAAGCUCCGCUGACUGACUCAAAACUAAACAAAAACUCUAAGGAUAGUAAAGACCCGAUCGUUCCACUCAAAACUCCAAAAUGGUUAGCGCCGUUGCUCUUGCUUAUCGAUCGUCUAGAGAAAGUUGCCGUCCACACACAGCGAAAACAACUUAUGCACAAGGUGACAAAUCGAAUUUGGAAAUGGUACGAUUUGACUACGGGAAAGUGGACGCCUUAUUCUGCCAUAAACAAUCGAGCAAUAAACGAUGCUUAUUGGGCAGGAGAGUCGAACAUACGGAUAACUUGUAAUCGGAGGAGAUAUCUCAUCACAUUUGCUUGCAUGAGUCAAGUCAAUGAGGACAGUGAAAAUAAAAGGCCUAUUGCGAUGGAAUUCAAAAUGAAAAGUCCCAAUAAUGAAGAUGGUUCCGCCGCAUCGGAAACUAAUAUGGAAACCGAAGAAUGUUCCAGUCCUGCUAGCAGCCCUGAAGAAGAAAAACGCAACACCGUCGUUCGAGGGCUAGACCCUGCAAUUGCACCAAAUAUUGUUCGGGCGUGUGUCAAACUUCUGGCAAUCCCAGUUGACCGCGAUGCGCUACACGCUUUGAUGAAAGUUUGCUUGAGAUUGACCAGAGAUUUCAAAAAUGCCGAGGUGUUCGCCCGUGAAGGAGGCGUUAAACUUUUACUCGACAUGACUCAGGGAAGCAGUUUCAUCGGAUGCAUCAGCCUGAGCACACUUCUGAUUAGGCAUACGUUGGAAGAACCGCGAACGCUUUGUCUGGCGAUGGAGAAGGUCAUUCGUGCUCGAACGUUGACCAAUAUCCCACCCAUCUAUAAGGAAUUACAUUACAUGACGAGACACAUCGAUAGUGCCGUGUGUCGGAAUCCAGAAGUUUAUAGGGAAGUUUGUGAAAAUAUUCUUAGAGUCGAUAUCAAUGUUUUGAAACGAGACGACGUAGACAACAGACUACUCAUGAAGGUAUUACCGCCAACACAUUCUCCUGCGAUGCCAAUGGUUGAAGAAGUCUCAAUCGGCGUUGUUCAAGAACUCUUAAAUGCCCUCAUCAAACCGAUGCCAGUCACGCCAGACGACGGAUCCACUACGCCGGCCGGAAGUCCUGAAAAAAAGACACCUCAUCCUUCCACCUCCGCCACAAAUGUAUCCUCUCAUUCACGCAGAGAUAUCUUGCGCAGCAGCACCCACGCGAACAACAACCCCCUAGACGACGACGAUCAAGUGUCACAAAUAAUACCAUUAAAGAUGUACACGGAUAUUAGUAACAAUGGUAAAGUCGAACCGGAAGAAGCUAGAAAACCACUGUUGCCGAAAUCAGCAAUUCUGAAAAUGUUGGCCGAAGCUGUGCGCUCUUACGGGGCCGUAGCGAAUCUAAUUACCGAACACACCUACAGAGCAGCCCAAAGCGAACUUGUCAACGAAGAUACGACAGCCCUUGCAUUUUUGCUCGAUAAAUUAUUACCGAUGCUUCCUGAGAAUACUGGCGAUAGGCAGUGCAGCAGCAUGGCUAGAAUGGUCAUCGCUGCAUUAGCAUCAUGCAAUCACUCACCCGAUGCCCAAACUACACUGGUAACCGAAGUAAAAGCUGCUCUCACAAGGUCAUUGGCAUUACCAGAAUGUUCCGAGAAACACGCGCAGCUCCAACUUUUGAUCGGAUUAAUUUCCACCAUGAUCGAUAACUGCCCGCCAACCGCUCCCUACCAUGUCAGGGCAACGUUGAAGCUCCAUCAAUACACCCAUGUUAAUAACAUUAUUAGAAUUAUGGUGAAGAAAGGGAUCGUUACGGAUCUAGCGAAGAUUCCGCACAGCCUCGAUCUCUCCAGUCCAAACAUGGCAGGGACGAUCAACGCCGCUCUAAAACCACUGGAAACAUUGUCGAGAAUCAUCAAUCAGCCCAUACCGGGUGCGGUUGGUUCUAAAUUCUCUAAAUCAAAGAACAGUCGGAGCGUACAAGAAGAACCCAUUGGAGAACAAACUGGAACGACAAACUCUGGAGCUACUCAUGCUGUAGGCGAAGAAUCGAACGAAGACGCAGAGAAUACCGAACACGAUAUUUCUAUUGCCGCAGAAAGUCUCGAACCGACCUCCGAAAGUCACGUGCAUGAGGAGGGAGACGAGGCUGCUCUGGACGAUAUUAUGGAUCAGCUUUUAGAGAGUGUACUUUUCCCCAGGGAUGGCUGUGCCAUUACGGAGGAGCCACCCUCGAGGCCACACAGGCCGAUGGAUAUCGACGAAGAAAGUUUGGCUAUGAGAGAAGCCGAGGGAGAGUUUGACCCGGCGCGAGACACCACAGUAAGAGAAGACUUGAUGAGCUCUGAUUCAGAUUCCGACAGCAAUCCCUCGGAUGAUAACGACGAUGAAGUUCAGGACGAUGACGAUGACGAGGAGGAGGAGGAAGAUGACGCUGAAGAGAAUGAAGAAGAGGAGGAAGAAGAGGAGGAGGGUUCGUCGAACUAUGAGGAAGAUGGAAUGGAGUUUUACGAAGACGUCGGAGAAGGUGUCUUCCGUAUGUUGCCAUCUGCCGAUCGCGACAGUGGAAAUGUCGUGAUGAUUCAACACAAUUCCGAUAAUCAAGACAACGGCUCGUCAACUCCAGCUUCUACCGGGCCAAGUCUUCCAUGGAAUACCAAUUUCCCAUUGCCGUUUGGCUUGUUCGAGGACCCCACCGCCGUUGAAAGUAAUGGUAUCAAUUCCCACCCUCUUCUCAUGGCGCGUAAUAAUUUAGACGCCGCUUCCUUACCUGUUCCGAGAGGUGCUCGUACGCUUCGUCAGCGUCGUUAUCAAUACCUUCACUUAGCAAACCCUCGGAAUACCAAUCCACCGGUCAUUUUACAAAGACUUCUCGGGCCGACGGCACAAACGCUUCCACUUGCCACGAGUCAAGUGUUGGCGUCAAGUUUCAGAGAUACCAGAGUAGUCGUUGUGGAUAACGGACUUGGAUUAUUUGCGAAUCAAGAAGAGGAGCAUAUUGACUUUGUCGAUCAAUCCGGGUAUCUUUACGGCCCGAGUCUUGCAGCGACCCUUAAUAAUAUACCUACUGCAUUGCACUGGUGGAACGAAGAGAGUAAACUUCUCGACGGAGAUUCUCAGGCUGAUUGUUGCGCUGUAGUCGUACAGAAGCUGAUACCGGUCCUCGAAAAACACAAGAGUACAGAAUUACCGUACAGAAAAGAAAAGCGCAAGAAAUUGCAUGUUGCCGGUGAAAAAGAACCAGAUAAAGACGAUAAAGCGGAGAAGGAACAAGCGAGCAAUACCGAAUCCGGUGCCGCAGCGACUCAAGUACCUGCUGAGGAUCAAAGAUCGUCGGCGACAACGAGUGCUCAGGGAGAAGAUACGAGGCAGUUGGUCGCAGCUAUAGAAGCAGCUCUGCAAGAACGUAAUCCCGACGAAGAUUUAAUCGAAGUAACCGGAGAAAUGGAAGUCACUGUCCAAGAAGACGAGGAUCGAACACCUCCCCCACCACCCGAGGAACAGCGUUCCGAAGCUAGAGAUCCUAGAACUGUGAAUCGAAACGCUACUCUCGAACUUGCCGAGAGCAUAGUCGACUCUGUUCUUGGUCCAAGUGCUUCAGAAGCCACCAGAUUGCAACGGCAUACCGUGCAAAAUCCCGAAGACUUGUCACCUAUCAUUUUACGGACUCAUCCGACGCCAGUAGUCGUCGACUUUAAUCAAUUUCAAGAGCUUUUAGCAGAACAUGAGAACAGCAGUGAUCCCACGGAUUGGAUUAGGCGUCUGUUAAGCGACGAAACGCCGCUCAAUGUUGAGCGAAAUGCUAACGUCGUUGGUCAAGGUCCGAGCUCCUCAACGACAGAGAGUAACACGCAAGAAGCUCAAAAUACACAACAACCGCAACAGCAAGAGCAGCAGCUACCAGACGGUGUAGACCCAUCUUUCCUCGCUGCAUUACCUGAGGAUAUGCGCGAAGAAGUUAUCGCUGAACAGCUCAGGCUUCAGCGUAUCAGACAACGCACACAAGCUACGGUCGUCGAAGAACCCACUGGCCCGGUGGAGAUCAAUCCAGAAUUUUUAGCCGCCUUACCGCUCGCUAUACAAGAGGAAGUUCUCGCGCAACAAAGAUUAGAGCAACAACGUCAUGCCGCGGCGUCUGCUAAUCCAGAAGAUCCCGUAGAUGCGGCUGCUUUCUUCCAGAAUCUGCAACCCUCACUUCGACAAGCGAUCCUUGCCGAUAUGGAGGAAUCGCAAAUCUCCGUACUGCCUCCAGAUCUUGCUCAAGAAGCCCAAAGUUUAAGGAGAGAUUGGGAGGCUCGUAAUCGACAAAUGAUUCAAGAGAGAUUUUUGAGUCAAGUCAGUCAGAGCAGUACAGCGUUGUCCAGCAUAUUGAGGAACUCUGGCCGGGCUCUUAAUAAUCGUUUAGGCCGAGGAGGCGGAGCUCGUUACGCAAUUCACACGGUACCACAGCGUGCGCAAUGGAAUUCGUGGAACCCCAGAGGCGAAGCUGGAAUAACCCACCAAGGUGCGGGAUUGCGACUGAGAGGACGUCAACUUCUAGACUACGAAUCUAUGGCUUGUCUCUUGGUAUUGUUGUUCGUUGACGAGCCAAAAAUCAACACGUUGCGCCUUCACAGGGUAAUAAGGAACUUGUGCUACCACGGAAGUACCAGGGAAUGGGUCGUCAGGGCAUUACUUUCUAUUAUGGAACGAAGUAACGAUGAAAGUAAAGAUUCUGCUGCCGAUUUUGGCGGAAGAUUCAAGAGGAAAGGAUUAUAUCCAAUGAUCGACGUUGGGUUGCCAAAGGUCGUUGAGACGCGUAACAGCGCUCAGUCUUGGCUAAAUAUCAGCAUGGACGCUGCACUCGGAUGCAGAGCAAAUGUAUUCCACGUUACGAGACACGGAGGUAAAAGAUCGGAGAGACAGUGCAACAUGAUCGCGAUACAUCCGCAAGCAGCUCCCACAGUAUGCAGGCACACGUUGGAGCUGUUGAUAUCAUUGGCUAAAAGUUUCCCCGGCUAUUUUGUUCCCUUGAAGUCUAAAGAUUCCGAGGAGAAAGACAAAGAAAAAGAAAAGGAAAAGGAGAAAGAGACUAAUGCGAAUAAAGAUGAGACGGGUGCAAAAACAAAGUCAGCUUCUAAACCUGGAAAGAGUGACUUGCCAGAUUUUUGGGACAUGCUUCUACGACUGGACUCUUGUGCCUCGAAAAAAGGAAAAUCUGUCGCUCGUACACACUCCUAUUCAAAUUUGGGAUCCGAACCUGAACAGAAUACAACGUCAUUCGAAAUAUCCGCUUUUGGACAAUUAAUUUCUAUGCUUAAUUGGUCCGUUGUUAAAAGAAGCAGUCAACUGACCGAUAAACUUUUGAGACUUUUGUCCCUCAUAUCCAUCGGUCUUACGGAAGUGAAUCCUUACCGUCGUCAAGAAGGAGCUAAAAAUAAAAAGGUAGAGGUUUGCAAGGAACAAAGCGUUGCCGCUCCCGAAGGACACCUCAGACUUGCGGUUCAAGUCCUCACGAGCAAAAGCUGUUCGGAGGAAGGAUUGGAGGAUGCAACCGCGCUUCUUCUAAAUCUAUCGCACUGCCCAGAUCCUACCAGGCAAUUGAUAUUAAAACUACUUUUGGAAGGUGCCAUGGAAUUGGCCAAUAUGGUUUGCGAGCACAUCAACGAUCUUAUGAUGGAGUUGAAAGUUUUAAACCGUGAAAUCAACCGACGGUAUUCGUUGGAAGAACAGCCAUCGACAAGUUCCGGAGGUGGCAGCGGACGUGGUAUUCUCCACGAUCGUUUCACAAUGGACAACGUGGUUGUGACAGCGCCCAGUAAAGUUAAAGCAGGCAGCGAUCUUCAACUGCCAUCAAUGGGCGCCCUCGUUAGCAAAACAUCUAGUCAAGCAUUCUUUUUACGUAUACUUAAAGUUAUCGUUCAAAUAAGGGAGGCGGUUCGUUUGGCCCAUAAGAAGAAGACUGAAGUUAACCAAACUGCCGAAACAGCGAUGGACACGGGUACAACGAGUCAACAACAAGCACCUGUCGCAGUUUCAGUAGCAGAAGAGAGCAUAGAGACCGUGGCUAUGGACACGGCGCAGCCAACGGCCUUGGCAUUGGAAACGUCCAAGACCUCGCUCGAAAGCGCUGAAACUUCUACUUCCACCACACGAGAGGAAGAAGAGAAACCCAUAUUACCAUUGCUGAGCGAGAGUCUUGUGCUGGACAAUCUUUGGGAAACCUUGAGCGCUUGUUUGCUGGAACUUGAGCAUACGCCGGAUCAUCACGCUGUUCUAGUCUUACAGCCGGCCGUGGAAGCCUUCUUCCUGGUUCAUUCGUCGUCUAGUACCCCGACUCGGGAAAGAAGCAACGACACGACGACCGAAUCUCGAGACGUUGUUCCAGAUUUAGCGCCCGUAUCGCCUAUAUAUUCCGAUAACGAAGGCACUUCACAGCCUGAAACUGUCGUUAGCAGUUCUUGGGACGUAGUGCCAAAUCCUCAAACUACCUUACCUUCGGAUCAAUUAAAGUUUUUGAAAUUUGCUGAAACCCACAGGACAGUUCUCAAUCAAAUUCUUAGACAAACAACAACUCACCUGGCCGACGGACCAUUUUCGGUACUCGUAGAUCACACGAGAGUAUUAGAUUUUGAUGUGAAAAGAAGAUACUUUAGAACCGAGCUAGAAAGAUUGGACGAUGGUAUUAGAAGAGAAGAACUCGCCGUUCACGUCCGUAGGAGUCAUAUAUUCGAAGAUUCAUUUAGAGAAUUACAUCGUAGAAACGCCGACGAAUGGAAAAAUCGAUUCUAUAUCGUCUUCGAAGGCGAAGAAGGCCAGGACGCCGGGGGUCUGCUUAGAGAAUGGUACGUGAUAAUAUCAAGAGAAAUUUUCAACCCAAUGUAUGCCUUAUUUACUGUGAGUCCCGGUGACCGAGUAACGUACAUGAUCAAUUCCUCGUCGCACUGCAAUCCGAAUCAUCUAUGUUACUACAAAUUUGUGGGCAGAGUAAUAGCCAAAGCUAUCUAUGACAACAAAUUGUUGGAGUGCUACUUUACGCGUAGCUUUUAUAAACACAUUUUGGGAAUACUCGUCAAACACACCGACAUGGAGAGCGAAGAUUAUAGCUUUUAUAAAGGAUUAGUCUAUCUUACCGAACAUAAUGUAUCAGAUCUUGGAUACGAACUCACAUUUUCGGCCGAGGUCAAUGAAUUUGGAGUUAACGACGUACGAGAUCUGAUUCCGAAUGGUCGAAAUAUCGUUGUAACUGAGGAAACUAAAUUAGAAUACAUUCGUUUAGUUUGCCAGAUGAAAAUGACCGGAGCAAUUCGUAAACAAUUAAACGCGUUUUUGGAAGGAUUUUAUGAUAUAAUUCCGAAACGACUCAUCUCUAUAUUCAACGAACAAGAACUUGAGCUGCUUAUCAGCGGCUUACCUAACGUAGACAUCGAAGAUCUUAAAGCCAACACGGAAUACCACAAGUAUAGUCCAACUUCGUUACAGAUCCAGUGGUUCUGGCGAGCAUUGCGAGGUUUUGAUCAAGCGGAUAGAGCGAAAUUUCUUCAAUUUGUAACGGGUACAUCCAAAGUACCGUUGCAAGGUUUCGGAGCCCUAGAGGGCAUGAAUGGCGUCCAAAAGUUCCAAAUUCAUCGAGACGACAGAUCAACGGACAGAUUGCCCUCCGCGCACACAUGCUUCAAUCAACUGGAUUUACCAGUUUACGAGACAUACGACAAACUGCGUAGCAAUCUUCUGAAAGCGAUUCACGAAUGCAGCGAAGGCUUUGGAUUUGCUUAAAUAUCAAUCACUCGGAAGGAAAACGGAACAAAAAAUAUAGAUAAACAUCGCAUACCACAAGUUUUUUUCCUACGAACGAAGUCUCUUUUUCCAUGCUUGUCAGAAAUGUCGAUGAAUCUGUGGAAGAAAAAGAUUAAAAUGAGACGAACACGUUGAACAGAUCUUCGUCUCUAUCGACUCGACAAACAUCAGGUGGAGGAGCAACCGAAGGUAAACGCUUGAUCUUAGCUCAAGAUCUCCUAUAAAUAAAUCCAAACUACGAUGAAUCAACUGAUAAAAAAAAAAGAAACAGACGACAGCAACAAGAAACAAACUAAAAUAUUUGCUAUACAUUUCAACAUAUUUCAUAUGUGUAUGUAUAUACUAUAUUAUCUUAUAUAUUAUUAUGUUAUUCUAUACAUAUAUAGUAAUAAUAAUAAUGAUAAUAAUACUGAUAAUUGAAGUGAAUAUAACUUGUAAUUAAUAAGGUAACUAAUUUCGAUGCUUACCAACGUUAGAGUUUAUUUUGUUGAAAGAAAAAAAAAGGGAUCUUCGAAAAGAUGAUACAGAGAGCUUAACGAUAAUUCCCAUAGCAAAGCGAGAAAUUAUGGAGGGAAGAGUAACUAAGUAUAACUGAAACAUAAGUUAUAGUUAAACGAACGAAGGAAGAUUAAAUGAAGAUAAAUAAAUAAUAGUUAUGAAUAAUAUGUUAAUUAAGAAUACACCUACGCUGUAAGUUUAGUAUAGUUAUUAAGGAUUUACUAUAUUAAUAAAUAAAUAACUAAAUACAUUAUGUAAGUGUAUUAGAUAGGACACUAUAUAAUGUAAGGUAUACAUACUUCGUAAUGGUAAGCCGAAAAUAAGAAAAGAAAUAAAAAUAAAUAAAACGAAAAAGAAAACACACGAAAAAAAUUCAAAAAUCGAGCAAAAAUCGUAUUGCACUACGUUGUAAUGAAAUUGCAUGAGAGAUUAAAACAGUUUAACGAAA